Xenopus laevis (African clawed frog) is the source of this 1055-nucleotide messenger RNA. RefSeq names its product proteolipid protein 2 L homeolog (gene plp2.L). The coding region runs from base 207 to 665 and encodes 152 amino acids. The transcript has 5 exons. NCBI's taxonomy places the organism in Eukaryota, Metazoa, Chordata, Amphibia, Anura, Pipidae. The record is from RefSeq and is a predicted model, not a curated record.
UGUUUCCACAAAGCCACUCAGACUGGUGUUGUCUGGCAUGUUACUACACACAGCCCUUAUUGGGCUUUGCUUGUCGUCACUGCACUCAGCCUCCUAUUCGCAGCUGGUGGGAAGUAGACACACCCUGUAUCCAGCCCACAGCAUUGCACCCGCGUGACAGCUCCCCACACUGACUAGUCACAUCGCUCCCCAUACGAGGUGCCAGCAUGUCCGACUCAGGAGCCCAGGGCGGCGAGAGCUGCAUGAGUCUGUUCAACAAUUAUCUGCGCACCAGGAAAGGGAUCAUCCUCGCUGCAGAGACGGUGCUGUGCUUUGUUAUCGUGGUGUGUUACGGAGCCUCCAAUGUUAGAGGGUACCUCGCUGUUGCUGUCAUAGAACUUGUAUUCUGCAUCGUAUAUUUCGUUGUCUUCGCAGGGAAAUAUGAUAAACAGCUGACCUUCCUUCACUGGGGAUGGAGUGAUUUCCUGCGUUGUGCUGUCGCAUGUCUUCUCUUCCUCAUCACGUCGCUUAUCACGUUGAUCAGUCGUAGCGAUGGGGCUGGCAUAGCAGGAGCGGUUUUCGGUCUUUUAGCUGGAAUCCUAUUUGGUUAUGACGGGUACAUCACUUUACCGCUACUGAGAAAACCCCACGCUGCAGUUCCAACAGAAAACCAGGAAGGAGUCUAACCCCCCGGUACGACAGACAUAAGACCCCCCUGUGCCUCUCACAUAAUGUGCCUUAGCCCUCCCAUGCAGCCGCCGGUGAUAAAGCAGCAGUGCCUUUCAGCAGAGAUUGUUACAGUCGGCCAGCCUGCAAGCUGUUGUGGCACAACAAAUCCCAUAAGUGGGAGUUGCAGUUCCACACAUGCUGGAAUUUCCUGCUGUACACGUCUGCGUUUUAAAGCAGCUGUGAGCAUGUAUAUAUAACAAGGUGCAAUGAUAACCGGGAGAGAGCGUGGAUGAAAGGUUUUGCGGCUUGAUUAUCACUAAACAGAUUUGUCACCGUUAGCUAGACGUUUACUUGAGCUUUUAUAUUUUAUGAUACAUUUCUCACAAACAAUAAAACUUGUGAAUUAC